AUGUCUGUUCAUAGAGACAAAGUCGACGUUUCAACGUUACCCCAUGUAUACGAUGGAGAAGUGACCUUGGCCGUCAUUGGAGGCACAGGGUUGUACGACUUGCCCAAUUUGCGCCCCGUGGCUAGAUUGACGGUGAGUACUCCGUGGGGGUUCCCAUCUGCGCCAAUCACCGUCGCCAAGACUGACCUGGGCUUUCCCGUGGCUUUUUUGGCCAGACACGGGAAACACCACGACUUGUUACCCAGCGACGUGCCAUCUCGUGCUAAUAUUGCCGCGCUCAAGCAUUUGGGAGUCAAGGCCAUCAUUGCGUUUUCUGCUGUCGGUUCAUUGCAACCGGAAAUCAAGCCGCGUGACUUUGUCUUGCCCACGCAAAUCAUUGACCGAACCAAGGGGAUCCGACCACUGACUUUUUUCGAAAAGGGGUUUGUUGCCCAUGCCAUGUUUGGAGAGCCGUUUGAUUUGAAAUUGAAUGCCUUGAUCGCCAACGCCAUCCCAUCGCAGGGCUUUUUGGAGGGAUUCGACAAGGAAGACGUUGCGCCUACUUUACAUACUAAAAAACACACCAAUGGAGACGACGAUCUCACCAUUAUAUGUAUGGAAGGACCUCAAUUUUCAACUCGUGCCGAGUCGAAAUUGUACAGAUCCUGGGGCGGCUCCAUUAUUAACAUGUCAGUUUUACCGGAGGCCAAGUUGGCUCGUGAAGCAGAAAUCGCCUACCAGAUGAUAUGCAUGUCUACUGAUUACGACUCGUGGAAUGAAAGCGAAGAGCCCGUGACUGUUGAAACCGUUGUUGGCAACUUGAAGGCUAAUUCUGCCAAUGCGUGUAAAUUGGCUGCCAAGUUGAUUGACGAAUUUGCUGAAAAGGGGAGCGAGAUUGGCGAGGAUAUCAAGGGAUCGAUGAAAUACGCCGUUAGCACGAGCCCCCAUGGUGUCAAGAAGGAAAUUUUGGAGAAGAUGCAUUAUUUGUUCCCUGGUUACUGGGAAGUUUAG
Molecule: messenger RNA, 990 nt
Organism: Lodderomyces beijingensis
Lineage: Eukaryota; Fungi; Ascomycota; Pichiomycetes; Serinales; Debaryomycetaceae
Source: the annotation of a GenBank genome assembly